Porites evermanni is the source of this 1029-nucleotide messenger RNA. The record is from the annotation of a GenBank genome assembly. NCBI's taxonomy places the organism in Eukaryota, Metazoa, Cnidaria, Anthozoa, Scleractinia, Poritidae.
AUGGAGAAGGAUACAAAAGAAACGGAACUAUCCCAAACAGUUGAAAUAUCUACGAGUACUGCCAUUCAGAUAGCGUUAUGCGUGGCCCUCAUGUUUGUUAUAAUAACUGGUAAUUCGUUUGUAGUCGCGGCAUAUUUCUCGAACUAUAGAAUUCGUACAGGGACCUACACGUUCCUUGUUAGCUUGGCGAUCUCGGAUCUGCUUGUAGGCUGCGUUUCACUGCCUUUGUGGAUGUACAUCAUUUUACAAAACAUUCAGAGGGGAACACUUAACACAAUUUUCCUGUCUUUCGAUAUCUUCAGCGCGCUGGCUUCAAUUUUUCAUCUGACCACCGUAAGCCUGGAACGCUGGCUCUCAAUUUCGCGGCCGUUUUUUUACGAGACGCUCUCUACGUUGCAUUACUCGCUGAUAAUUUGCGGGGUGUGGAUCUCAGCGUUCGCCAUAGCAGCCGUUAGACCUGCGCUGGAUAACACAGCAAGUAGCAAUCCUCAUAGGAUUUACACUCCUUUCUUGUUGCUUGUGGGCUACGUUGGACCCGGGAUAUUAAUCUGCAUAGUGAAUUACUCUAUCUUCAAAGUGGCUCGCAAGCUUAUUGCAAAUCUUCCAAACUGCACUCUUCAAGACUCAGAGGAAAGUACCCAAAUACGUACAAAUAUAAAUAAACAAAGACGAAUUGCGCUCACUCUUGCGUUCGUCACUGCAAUGUUCUUAGUCUCAUGGUUAUCGUUUUUCACAAUCAGCACCAUCGCGGUUUUUUGCACCUAUUGCGUGCCCUUCGAAAAAAUGACUAACUUUCUUAUAUUUGCAAAGUGGUUGCAGUAUUGUAAUAGCGGGAUGAAUCCAAUGGUGUACGCAUUUCGUGAUGCUGAAAUGAGAAAAACGUUUGUUAGGCUUCUUGGGCCGUGCAGACGUGUUCUGGAGUCCCGCGGAAGGCGUAUUGCGCCCGCCAUCAUAGCAUCGCUGACUGAAGGUAGUGUUGCAUCGCCCGGAGACCACGAAAAAACACGAAAACAAGAAUCGCAACUAUAA